Penicillium malachiteum is the source of this 507-nucleotide messenger RNA. RefSeq names its product MAPEG family protein. The transcript has a single exon. Gene Ontology annotation, cellular component: membrane. The record is from RefSeq and is a predicted model, not a curated record. The coding region runs from base 1 to 507 and encodes 168 amino acids. NCBI's taxonomy places the organism in Eukaryota, Fungi, Ascomycota, Eurotiomycetes, Eurotiales, Aspergillaceae.
AUGUCCUUCCUUACAAGACUUGGCCUCGCCGGGCCCUUGGACUCCCCGGUCACAAACUACAGCCCAUUCUUCCUAGGCUUCCAAUACUUCUACGCCUACGGUCUCCUCUCCUCUCGCACCUUAAAGCAAUGGUACGGCCUUGAUCAUAACGUCUCACCACGCGAAGACCUCGCCAAAUUUGGUGAAGCAGCCAUCAUAGAAGGAAGAAUCACACGUCGGCAGCUUGACAUGUUGAAGCGAAAUGAAGCAGCGCAUGCGAAUUCCGUUGAAGGGUUCUCGCUUUUUGUUGCUGGAUUGGGUAUUGCGUCUGUUGCCGGUGUUUCGCCACGGAUCAUCAAUGCUGCUGGGAUAUCGUACACAGUUGCGAGACUUGCAUAUGGGGCGAUCUAUAUUCUUGUCGAUCACCCGAAAUGGAGUCAAUUACGGGGACUCACUUGGUGGUGGGGUAAUUUCAGUUGCUUUUAUUUGCUGUGGGAGGCUCAGAAGAUUUUUAGGAAUGGUGCUUGA